Messenger RNA from Penicillium expansum, 1893 nucleotides. RefSeq names its product shugoshin family protein. Gene Ontology annotation, cellular component: chromosome, centromeric region; nucleus. Gene Ontology annotation, biological process: meiotic chromosome segregation. Bases 1 to 1893 code for a protein of 630 amino acids. NCBI's taxonomy places the organism in Eukaryota, Fungi, Ascomycota, Eurotiomycetes, Eurotiales, Aspergillaceae. The transcript is spliced from 4 exons. The record is from RefSeq and is a predicted model, not a curated record.
AUGGCUCGGUUGAAUGACUAUGCAGCUCCGGCCGAGUCCAUUGAUGCCCUGAAGCGACGAUUUGUGCGACAAAACCGUGAAAUCGCGAGGGUGAAUUCUUUGCAGUCUCUCCGUAUCCGCAGCCUAGAGUCAGAAGUAUCGCAUCUACUUUCAGAAAAUGUGUCGCUUCGAAAACAGGUCAUCAAUCUUACACAGGAAACCGAAAGACUAGAAGCAGGGAAAAUGCUACACAAUGGAAUAUACGAUAUCAAAUCCAAGCUGGAUGCCAAACUAGCCGAGUUGAGCAGUUUGGCGGCAGAUUUGGGCUCAUUGCCUCGCAAGGUGGGGAAACUUUGCGACGAACAGUUUGAUAGGCCAAAGCGGGCGGCAGAGUCGAGACCUAGGACAGAAGACAUGAUGGAAGGCGAAGAUGGGAGGCUUCCUGCCAUCGUUGAGGACAAAUAUUACCCUCGGCGGACUCUGGAGCCCCAAGAGCUCGACAGCCUGGUCCACGACGAACACAGCAUUCUAGAUUCUCCGCCACAGUUCAGCUUUAUGCCGGAGGAAGGAUAUGCGCCCAUGGAACAUUCAAGUCCAUCGCCACCAGAAUCAACAUUCAGGAGCGAAAUCAACAAUGACAUACCCGAAGAACCCGAGCCAUUACUUCCUCCAACUCUCGAGACACGCAAGAAGAAAAAGAAGUCGAGCUCGAUUAUUGCGCCUGAAAUUAGCCCCGCGCCAACAUAUCGGCAACCAAGUCCACCUAUCGAUACAACACAGCAAGCAACAUCGGUUUCGACGAAGCGCAAAUACAUACCCGAAGACGAUGACAGAUUCACGUCCAACCUUGAUGUUCAUGAUGACGAAUUCCAAUUCACCCGACCCAGCCAUAGCCCAAAAAAGCAAACGAAACCAGUGGAAGAUACACAGCGAGACCAGUCACCCAUAAAAAGCCACGUUGAAGUGACAAGAGGAUCGAAAACUCCUGUCUUAUCUAUGCGGAAGGUCCUCGAACCAAAGAGUGCAAAUUCCAACAUAGGCUCUCCCAAGAAGGCCCGCAUGUCUUCCUACCAGGACUCUAAGCUUAUACAGAGGUCCACCAAAGGUGAUGAGAAUAACAACUCGCCACAGAAAGCCAAGGAUGUCGAAAAACUCAGUGGCAAGACUACCAAUCCAAAGCCGCGAGUGUCCAGAAUCGCCGCUUCAAAAGAAAAGCGCGCCAGUCGCCCUACCCCUCCCCAGCUAGAGGAGCCAGCCCUAUCCCAACCAGUACUGUCACCCCAUCCGAAUGCAAUGAACACAGAGGAAGAGUCUGCGAUUCUUCGGCCAUCCCGACGUCGUGGUGCCGUGGUUAGCUAUGCAGAGCCUAACCUACGGGAUAAGAUGCGCCGCCCUACCAAGGAAAUGGUUGACGCUGUUGCACUUGGAUCGCGAAGGUCCUCCAGUUUCCAGGUAGCUCGGGAAAGUUUGGACGGUGGAGGAGAGGGCACCCUCCCUGCUGAUUUCACUCUUGCGGCGCAAAGCUCAGAUCUGUCAUCCAUGGAUGGAUCCUCAGAACAGCUGCUAGCAAUGGUCUCCCGGAGGAAACGCAAGGUUUCAUCGACCCCGAAGGACGCCAGUGAUGCGGGGAACCCAAACUCUGGCCUCAAAAAAGAAAUCGAGGACAGUCUCGCAGAUAUCUCGACUCAAGUUUGCCAAAAACCAUUGAAUUCCACACGUCAGACUCGGCGUCACUCGUCAAACCCCACAAGUACAGCAGGAAACAUGGCACAAUACGAGGUUGACCAGGUUGAACCUCAAUCCCCAAUCGGCGACUCUCCAGAAGAAGAGGAUUCAUUUGGACCGGGCUCUACAACCAGUGACGUCAGACGUGGUCAGCGCGUUGUUGCAAGGAGAAAAAGCAUGAUGGUAUGA